AACCAGACUGAGUUGGUUGAGUUGUCAUGUUGAAUUUUGGAUUAUUUAUUCGGUUUACUGGUACGUAUGUACUGAACUGAAUAAAAUCUUUUAAAUUGUAGCUUAUUUUUACAUAGAAAUGAAGUACUUAGGGCUGUUAUGCCUUGUUAUGGUAAUAAAUUACAAUGCUGGAAAUGCUCAAGUUCGUACGAAAGGGGCCGACGAGAAGGUUUCUCAAUUGACUGAUAUGAUUGCAAAGAAGUCUAUAAUAUCGUUAAACUUGAAUAAGUUUAAGGAAUACGUUAAAAAUCCUCCGCGAGAUUAUUCGUUUAUAAUCAUGUUCACGGCCAUGGCACCAUCGCGGCGUUGUGCUAUCUGCCAGCACGUUUAUGAUGAGUACUUAAUCGUGGCCAACUCGUUUAGAUUCUCCCCAUCAUACACCAAUAAGCUGUUCUUUGGAAUGGUUGAUUUUGAUGAGGGAUCUGAUGUUUUCCAAAUGCUCCGUCUCAACACCGCGCCAGUUAUCAUGCACUUCCCAGCUAAAGGCAAGCCCAAGCCUGCUGACACAAUGGACUUUGAGAGAGCCGGGAUUCAUGCGGAAGCCAUUGCCAAGUGGAUACAAGAUCGCACUGAUCAUCAGAUUCGAGUUUUCCGUCCACCAAACUACUCAGGAGCCGUAGCAUUCGCAAUGGUCAUCAUACUUGUAGCUGGAUUCUUGUAUUUGCGCAGAAAUAACCUUGAAUUUCUCUACAACAAGCAGAUGUGGGCUACAGCUGCAGUGUUCUUCUGUUUCGCCAUGGUUUCUGGACAAAUGUGGAAUCAGAUUAGAGGACCACCAUUCUAUCAUAGGACUAAAAAUGGCCCCGUUUACAUUAAUGGUGGAUCACAUGGCCAGUUCGUCUUAGAGAGCUAUAUUGUGGCCAUUUUGAAUGGCGCAGUGGUGGUGGGCAUGAUUCUGAUGAUCGAGGCGGGCGGCGGCGUGCGGAGUACGGGGGCCGCGGCGGUCGGGGGGGGCGGGGCGGGCGCGGCGGACGGCAAGCGGCGCCGCUUCCAGUCCGUGGUGGGGCUCGUGCUCGUCUGCGUCUUCUUCUCGCUGCUGCUGUCUGUGUUCCGCGCCAAGACUCAGGGGUACCCUUACAGUUUCCUAUUCAAAUAAGCAGAAGCUGGGUUGAAAAUAUAAUUAAGUAUAUCAUUUAAAGCGUGUAUGAUCUUCUUGGUAAAAUAUUUCUUUAAUUGUUGUGAAAAAAGUGAAAGUUUAGAAUAAUAAGAAUAUUAUAUUCUUCUUGAUUUUAA
Molecule: messenger RNA, 1272 nt
Organism: Plodia interpunctella (Indianmeal moth)
Lineage: Eukaryota; Metazoa; Arthropoda; Insecta; Lepidoptera; Pyralidae
Gene: Ostgamma
Product: Oligosaccharide transferase gamma subunit
Exons: 6
Coding region: 119-1135 (338 amino acids)
Cellular component (GO): oligosaccharyltransferase complex
Source: RefSeq, a predicted model, not a curated record